UAAAGGACUGCGCAUGAGAAAGCACUUUCACUUUUGUUUGAGCCUCGGCAAAGAAACACAAACCUCAGAACGCAGAGUUUUGCUGCAUUUUACUGCAACACUUUUCUCUCUUGCUGGUUGCUUUGAACCCUCUUCACCAUCAUGCCAGUGGUCACAUCCAGCCUCUCUAAUGAUCAGCAGAACAAGCUGCUCUCCCUCCUUGGUCAUGUCAGACUCCACCUGCUCUACAAAGCCAGCAUCCACGGCUACACUGCUGCUGCCUUCCAUAGCCGCUGCGACAUACAAGGUCCCACCGUUAUCGCCGCCUACAACGGCGCCGGGUUUGUCUUCGGGGCCUACACCUCCAAGGACUACACCCAGAGUAAAGAGGAAGUCAGUGACAAGGAGGCUUUCCUCUACAGUAUCAGUGCUGAGGGCAACAAACCACUGAAGAUUUCAGGUAUCACAGGGAAGUGUGCUUUCACAGAUGCAGACAGCGGUCCAGAUUAUGGCGCUCUGGUGUUUCUGCAUGAAGACAAACCUGCAGUAAAGUCCAAUCCGGGCACAAGCUUCAACUUUAAAGACACAGAGAUGCACGGAGAUAACUUGGAACUGACUGACUUUGAGGUGUAUCGAGUUGAAGACUUGGGGGAUCUCCUGGCCAAACCAUGGAGGAACAUCCAGUGGACGGAUGAGAAAAAGCAGCAGUUGACGAAGGCCGUCCUGAACUACCAGCCUGCCAUCAAAACGGUGCAUCAAGCCCGAGUGUUGCUGGUGGGCCCCGUUGGCGCCGGCAAAUCCAGCUUCUUCAACUCCAUCAACUCGGCGUUUCGAGGCAACAUGACGUCUCAGGCCAUCGCUGGCACAGCAGAGUCGAGUGUCACCACUCAGUUUCGCACCUACACCAUCAAGGCAGGGAAAGGUGGCGGAGCUGUUCCUCUGAUCUUGUGUGACACAAUGGGCCUAGAGGAAAACCCUGAUGCUGGUCUGGACAUUGAAGACUUAGUCAGCAUCUACAAGGGUCACAUCAAGGAUCGCUAUCAGUUUAGUUCGUCUGGGCCUCUCCUGGCAGAUGCUCCCGGCUACAAGAAGAGCGUAACUUUGAGUGACAAGAUUCACUGUGUGGUUUAUGUGGUCGACACCUGCAAGGCCUCAAUUCUCAGCCAGAAAAUGCGGGACAAGUUUGCUGCCAUUCGGAAGAAAACCAACCAGCUGGGAAUUCCUCAGAUUCUGCUGAUGACUAAAGUCGAUGAGGCCUGUCCACUGGUGGGAGAAGACCUGAAGAAUGUUUAUCGCAGCACUUACAUCCAAAAGAUGGCGCAUAAGCUGAGCGAUUCUCUGGGUAUCCCUUUGAACUGUGUGCUGCCGGUGAAGAACUACAGCCAGGAGCUGGAGCUGGAGCAGGACACUGACACGCUGCUGUUGGCUGCUGUGGAGCAGAUGCUCAACUACGCCGACAACUUUUUUGAAAACCAGGUUGUCGAGGAUCAAGGCGGGGAUGAUAAGCUGGAUCUCUACAGAUCCAAUGAUCAUCUCCCACCUGCCCUAACUGAACAACGGGUUGUCUGAAAAUCAGAAUAAUGAGUCUGUUAAUCUGAUGUACAGUAAUGUGCAAAAAUGUUGUGUUGUGGAUGUUAUGAUUCUUAUUCAUCAGCGAGGCUUGUGAUGCAUCUAAAAUUCAUUGAGCCGUACAACAACAACUCCAAAGAUACAGCUAGAAUCUUAAAGAACUAAUUAUCUUCUAAAUUAUCUUCAGUGAAUAGGAAGAACAACUAGUCCUGAAAUGGAUGCUUUGGCCUCCAUAAUGCCCUGAACUCAAUUUAAUUGUAUUAAUCUGGGAUGAAGAUGCAAUCAGACGCUGUGGCAAGUUCCCCAAGAUCACGGAAAAACCUACAAAAUUCGUACAGACAAAUUAAAACAAAUGUUUUUCUUAUUUUCUACACUUUGUAUGGAGUUAAUUUGUAAAAUGAUUGAAAGGUAUACAUGGCCUUAUUUUUGAUUGCAUCAGAACUAAUAAUUUGCACAGAAGUGUAUUUUUUUUAUCUGUCGAAAGGUUAAAUUUAAUAGACUGUUUACUGUUAUUGGCAUUAAGGCAAUUAUUUAAGGCAACUAUUGCGCUCAGUUACAGCUAAGCCUAUCAGUGAUGUUACUGAAAGCUCCAGAUCUGACUUUGAAUUGAGAUUAUUUCAUCAGCUGCUGCUUCCAAAGUCAAGAAUGAACUUUUAAACCUUUGCAAGAAUGAGGGUGAAAAGUCUUCCCAGUGUUACAAAGCUAACUGCACCAUGUUGUGAUCCAGAAUUACUGUGUCCACUUUGAGUUCCAGAUGUCUGGAAACAUUUGCAUGUAUGUUUUCCGCUGAACUGAAAAUAAAAAAAAAGAUCUCAGUUGGUCAGAUGUGACCAGAGUUUCUGAAAAAUGCAACUAUAUCCAGUUUUACACACUUGGUAUCGCCCAAGUGCACAUUAAUAAAAUAAAUCAAUAUUCAAACAUG
Molecule: messenger RNA, 2470 nt
Organism: Amphiprion ocellaris (clown anemonefish)
Lineage: Eukaryota; Metazoa; Chordata; Actinopteri; Pomacentridae
Product: interferon-induced protein 44-like
Exons: 8
Coding region: 142-1548 (468 amino acids)
Molecular function (GO): GTP binding
Source: RefSeq, a predicted model, not a curated record